Molecule: messenger RNA, 1791 nt
Organism: Trametes versicolor FP-101664 SS1
Lineage: Eukaryota; Fungi; Basidiomycota; Agaricomycetes; Polyporales; Polyporaceae
Exons: 10
Coding region: 1-1791 (596 amino acids)
Source: RefSeq, a predicted model, not a curated record
AUGAAGCCCGCCUCGGGUACUCGCAAGCCAUACAUUGGCACAACACGCAGCCUCGUACUCGCUCUUGAUGUCGGGACAACCUUCAGCGGCGUCUCAUACGCCAUCCUUGAGCCUGGGGAGGUCCCCAAGAUCCAUGGUGUCACCCGUUUCCCUGGACAAGAACAUGUCGCCGGCAACUCCAAAAUACCCUCCAUCAUGUAUUAUGACAGGGAGGGCCAGAUGAAGGCCGCCGGUGCAGAGGCGGAGAACGCGUCCAUCGUCGCAGAAGCAGAGGAUGAGAUGUGGACAAAAGCCGAGCUUUUCAAGCUACGGCUACGACCGAAGAGCAUGAAGCUCAAGAUGAACGGCAUGCGCCUCGCUCCACUACCUUUGGGGAAGACCGCUGUCGACGUCUUCGGCGACUUCCUUUCAUAUCUCUUCCGCUGUACGCGCUCGUUCAUUAUCGAUACCCACGCAAACGGCCCCGCGCUCUGGCAUGCGGUCGAGAACGAUACCCAGUUCGUGCUCAGCCACCCAAACGGAUGGGAGGGCGCGCAACAGUCGAAGAUGCGCAGAGCAGCGGUGUACGGCGGGCUGAUACCCGACACGGAUGAAGGACGGGCGCGGAUACGGUUUGUGACCGAGGGAGAGGCGAGUUUGCACGCGUGCGUGCUGAAUGGGCUUGCCGCGGAUAAUCCGUCAGGACACGGGUUCAUCGUUGCGGACGCUGGAGGCGGCACGCUAGAUAUCAGCUCCUACGCGAUUCGCGGGAGUUCUCCACUCGUGAUCGAGGAAAUCGCACCUCCAGACUGUGAGAUAGGCGUGUUCGCUGGGUCCGUCUUCGUCAGCCGGAGGGCUCGUGCAUUCUUUGAGGAGAAACUGAGGAGCUCGAAAUAUGGCACGUCAGACGCGCUGGACCACAUCACGAAGCGUUUCGAUGAGACGACGAAACGUCUAUUCCGCGACAACAAGGAGUUGCAAUUCGUACCCUUCGGAUCGCCUCUCGACAAGGAUCUCACUGUCGGGAUUCGAGGCGGGCAGCUGAAGCUUACCGGUGCGGAAGUCGCCGCGCUCUUCGAGCCGUCAAUCGACGCGGCCAUGACCUCGAUCAAGACACAAAUCGACGCGUCCGGCGGGGCCGUCAAGUCUGUCUGGCUUGUCGGUGGAUUCGCGGCGAGCCCGUGGCUGUUCAGUCAGCUCCAAGAGCGCCUCUCGCGCUACCACAUCACCGUCAGCAGGCCUGACACACAGACAUCGAAGGCGGUUGCAGAUGGUGCGAUCGGAUUCUACUGUGACCACCAUGUCUCGGCGCGGAUAUCCAAGUUCAUGUACGGUGUCGAGUACCUGCGCGAGUUCGACCCGAAGGACGAGGAGCACCUUGCCCGCAAACAUCGGUUGUUCGAGAUGCCCUCCGGGCCCAAGCUGCUCCCUGAUGCAUUCGAUUGCAUUCUCGCCAGGAGCGUGCGCGUGAAGGAGUCAAACGUCUUCAGCCGCAAGUACUGCACCGAGGUGACAAACCUGUCCACGCUCUCCGUGUUCGAGGUCGAGGUGUGGUGUUACCGCGGCGGCGACACGGUCCCGAAGUGGAUCCACCGCUCGUCGGACGCGUUCUCGACGCUGUGCUACGUGCGCGCGGACCUGUCGCCGCUCGCCGGGAGCGCGCAGGCGAAGCAGGGCCGGAACCAGAAGAUGUACUGGACGAUCGUGUUCAGCAUCGAGAUCCACUUUGGGCUGACGGAGUUCAAGGCGAGGAUCAAGUGGGUGGACAAUGUGGGUGGUCUCGUGUCAAACUUGUUGAGCAGCAUUCACUGA